Neodiprion virginianus is the source of this 1765-nucleotide messenger RNA. RefSeq lists its product as uncharacterized. The coding region runs from base 336 to 1391 and encodes 351 amino acids. Gene Ontology annotation, molecular function: oxidoreductase activity. The transcript has 5 exons. NCBI's taxonomy places the organism in Eukaryota, Metazoa, Arthropoda, Insecta, Hymenoptera, Diprionidae. The record is from RefSeq and is a predicted model, not a curated record.
CUAGCUGGGGUUACCGUUGUGUGAAGUCGAUGGGCAGCCUCAACAGCACCAGAAGCAGCUCUCUCGUUCAACUUAAACUGACCGUUGUCACGUCGAAAACGCGGACAUUCGCGUAAUCCGGCAUUUCAUUCAACGUUCCGGCGUAGUUUUCGGUGAUUCGGUCGUCCGUCUAUCCGCGUGCAAUAAGAUCGUCUCUACAUUCGAUAUUGAAAACGGUAUUAACGAUCGUGGAAGACUGAUUCCGAGGCAGUCUUCAGAUGGUUUUUAAACCUUUCGCAAUUUUGGGCUCGGCAGAAGUUGCUAAGAAGAGGAAGCUUUAGAACGCCAACAUCGCCAUGUUCAGGGAGAAACAGGACCCCGAGAAUACAGAAAAGGUAGUCGAGGAGCGUUUCCGGUUGCUGGUUGAAGUCGGAUCGAAGACAAUGGCUGACUCUGAAUUACCGGAAAUGGAUCUACCCGCCUACUACGAUGCGGAUAAAUUCCGGGUGGGCCAGACUGUUUUUUACAACAACGUGUUCACGAUGAUGGUCGCAAAACUUGCCGGUCUUCUAUCGCUUCUAGCCGUACCGUCCAUCCUCGAUAUUCUCAUAUUCACGAAACAGAGCGGAACACCGUGCACAGCCUUUCGUCGAUAUGUUUCAACGAUUCUUCACACUUUCAUAUGGUACGAACGGGAACCGGAAAAGCAAAAGGAGUUCUUCGCCUCCUUGAAAAACGUGAGGAGGAAACACUGCGUUGCUUCCAAGCGAGCAUCCGAAGCGGGUAUAAAUCGGAUUUCCCAGUUUGAUAUGGCCGUGACUCAGUUCGGGUUCAUCGGAUUCACUAUCCUAUGUGGCGACGAACUCGGCGUCGCGGUGUCUCGGAAAGACCUCGAGGGGCUUAUCCACCUCUGGCGAGUCAUUGGAAGCAUGCUGGGGAUAGAGGAGAGGUUCAAUAUCUGCACGGGAUCGGUAGAAGAGACAAAGGCUCUCUGCGCUCGGAUUCUCGACGAAGUAUUUCUGCCCUGUCUCGCAGCGAAGAGACCAGAGUUUGAGAAAAUGCGACAAAUUCUUCUUGAGGGAGUUUGGCCGAUAAGCCCGCAGAUUGAUCCCGACGCUUUUACCGCCAUUACUUAUCGGCUCGCUAUGUCCGCCACUUCUAACAACAAUCAUUCCCUUGAAGUGGAUACUUCAUCAAUGUCGUCUUACAGCAAAUUCUUGCUUGGCUUUCAAACCUGGGUGCACAAAAACCUAUUGCAAACGUCUUUAUGGUGGUCGCCGAUAUUUCGAGGAUUUUUUAACGCACAGAUGAGACUUUCGAUAUUUCUUACCGAGCAUUGGCCGUUUCUUGCCUACCUUGUAUUCGGGAAGCAGCGAUCUCAAGUCAAUAUUUAUAAAAUGCAAAUCAAUUGACAAAGUUAACCGUAGUAUGAGGAGUACCUGGUAGAAAUUCCUUUUUUUUUGGAAAUCUGUAUAUAUACUGUAUAUAUACAUGAAUUUGCGUCCGAAAUCAGGUGCGUGACGAAGCUCACGUUUACAGCUUCAAAAUGAGGCAAUCCUACGUCUGGAAAUGUGGAAAUUUGUUAAGUUUUAUAUAAAAUACUUAUUUUAGAAAUUGCAGAGGCUGUCGCAGGGAAACAGAAAAUUUCCUAGAUGAUUUCUUUGAACAUGAUCUCAGCGAUUUUUCCCUGCUUCUGCGUCCUGAAAUUUUCAAAAUUUGGCAGAGUCAUAACACAUAUUGCACAGUAUUGACUGAAAAAAAAAAAUUCACCACAGUCGGGACGUUG